AAUGAAAUAGAUGACAGCUCAGACAAUAAAUAAACCCUAACACCACCAUUUACAUAUUCUCUCCUCUUUUUCUAAUAUUUUCCUUCUUUCUCUCUUCCUCCUUUCUUCCCCUUUCAUAACAAACACUAAGCGCUGCCGCGGCCUCCACAGCUUCCGAUCUCCUCUAUUCGAGAGACAUCCCAUUCUCAAAUCCAAGGCUCCCGCUGUUAAACGGUUCAAAGAGUGGGUCCCUCAAGAUGUUGUCGCAACGGGCGGAAAGUGCAUGAUUUUGAAGUGGGUGAACGCAAAACAAGGUUUCUCUUUUGAGGACAUCGGCAGUGUUUGAAGAGGGGCUUCAAUUGACUUGGCCAUUCAUAUCGACCCAAGAAGCCAUCCUAGUAUAGUGUUAUUCCGAAGGCAUAUGGGCCUGCAAGGUCACCCCUACUCCUGCAAUUGGAUUUCCAGAUGAAGAUCGAUCUUACUCUUCUUUUCCUUUCGAUGCUCAAUGAAUAGCUGGCUCUGCCUGGUGCUAGAAAAAAGAGGAACCCUAGACCCUGCGGUUGCUGUUGCGGUUUGCUAGGAAAGGAAAUAAAUGGGAAGGAAAAUGGAAUGGGCAGGUAAGGAGAAGCACAUGAGAGGAAUACCUAGGAAGCUGGUGUUUCUGGCAGUGGGGGCAUUCGCCAAGGCAGUAGCAACUCUUCUCAACACCACCUCCGUUCAUAAUGCUGAUACCCUCAUUCGUCUUGUGCGCUCUCGACUCCCUGGCAUACCACUUCUCACUGUUAGCAAUCACAUGUCUACCUUGGAUGAUCCACUUCUUUGGGGGUUCAAAGGUUUCCCCUCCUUGGAUGCCAAUUUGGCACGAUGGGUACUUUCUGCUGAAGACAUUUGUUUUAAGAAUUAUGCACUCACUUAUUUUUUUAGACUCGGUAAGUGCAUACCUAUUACAAGGGGUGCUGGAAUUUAUCAGGAACACAUGAAUGAAGCUCUUCAAUGUUUAAACAAUGGAGCCUGGCUACAUACAUUUCCUGAAGGUAAAGUAUCCCAAGAAGAUGCACCUAUAAGACGAUUAAAAUGGGGAACGGCUAGUCUGAUUGUUCGUGCCCAUGUGACUCCUAUAGUUCUUCCUAUGGUUCAUAGUGGGUUUGAAGAGGUGAUGCCGGAGAAGUUUUUUCUUGACAGAAGGCCUCCUUUUCCAUUAUGCAAUAAGAAAAUAAAAAUUAUGAUUGGACAGCCUCUAGAAUUUGAUAUUCCUAAAAUGAGGCAGUUGGCAAUUUCAAAGUCUCGUGGUGAUCAUCUGUUUUCUUCAACAACGUCUAGAGGAUGGCCCGUUAUCUCCUCUCAUGGAUUAGAUUUGGAUGAAGCAGCGCAGAGAUGCCUCUACUCAACUAUUUCACAGCAAAUACAAACUGUCAUGGAGGAGUUACGAAGUUUAGCUAAAAGUUCCUAAAAUAGAUUUUUCUUAAGUUUGCAAUGGAGGAGCAAAUACAAAAGUUUGGAUAGUUGUCCCUGCAAUGGAGGAGCAAAUACAAAAGUUUGGAUAGUUGUCCCAGUUGUGGAUUUUAUUUUUUAAAGUUUGGCUAUUGAAUUUAAAGAUUAUUUUUCUUGGUAGGACAGAUCUAAUUGAUUUGGCGCUAGAGGGUUCUUGUUUUGGUUCUACUUCUUGGUUGGUUUCAAUUUGAAAAUUUCUGUAAUCCUUCAUUCAA
Gossypium raimondii (Peruvian cotton) is the source of this 1685-nucleotide messenger RNA. Its product is annotated as N-acylphosphatidylethanolamine synthase. Gene Ontology annotation, biological process: phospholipid metabolic process. The record is from RefSeq and is a predicted model, not a curated record. The transcript is spliced from 8 exons. Lineage: Eukaryota; Viridiplantae; Streptophyta; Magnoliopsida; Malvales; Malvaceae. The coding region runs from base 572 to 1429 and encodes 285 amino acids.